Messenger RNA from Condylura cristata (star-nosed mole), 1316 nucleotides. RefSeq names its product stomatin (EPB72)-like 2 (gene STOML2). Bases 104 to 1174 code for a protein of 356 amino acids. Gene Ontology annotation, cellular component: membrane. The transcript has 10 exons. Lineage: Eukaryota; Metazoa; Chordata; Mammalia; Eulipotyphla; Talpidae. The record is from RefSeq and is a predicted model, not a curated record.
UCCGGGGGAGUGAGUUACGAGCGGAGAGGCUGUGGUCCGAGCUGCUAGAGGGACCGCUCCGCCCCGCGUCUCGUUGGUUCCGGAGGUCGCUGAGGCUGUGGGAAUGCUGGCGCGCGCGGCGCGGGGGACUGGGGCCCUUUUGCUGAGGGGCUCCGUGCAGGCUUCUGGCCUCGCUCCGCGCCGCGCCUCCUCUGGAUUGCCCCGAAACACCGUGAUACUGUUUGUGCCUCAGCAGGAGGCCUGGGUGGUGGAGCGAAUGGGCCGAUUCCACCGAAUCCUGGAGCCUGGCUUGAACAUCCUCAUUCCAGUGUUAGACCGGAUCCGAUACGUGCAGAGUCUCAAGGAAAUUGUCAUCAAUGUGCCUGAGCAGUCGGCUGUGACUCUCGAUAAUGUAACUUUACAAAUAGAUGGAGUUCUUUACCUACGUAUCAUGGACCCUUACAAGGCAAGCUAUGGUGUGGAGGACCCUGAGUAUGCUGUCACCCAGCUAGCUCAGACAACCAUGAGAUCAGAGCUGGGCAAACUCUCUCUUGACAAGGUCUUCCGGGAGCGGGAGUCCCUGAAUGCCAGCAUUGUAGAUGCUAUUAACCAGGCUGCUGACUGCUGGGGGAUCCGCUGCCUCCGUUAUGAGAUCAAGGAUAUCCAUGUGCCACCUCGGGUGAAAGAGUCCAUGCAGAUGCAGGUGGAGGCAGAACGUCGGAAACGGGCCACAGUUCUAGAGUCUGAGGGGACCCGAGAAUCGGCCAUCAACGUGGCAGAGGGAAAGAAGCAGGCACAAAUCCUGGCCUCUGAGGCAGAAAAGGCUGAACAAAUAAAUCAGGCAGCAGGUGAGGCCAGUGCAGUUCUGGCCAAGGCCAAGGCUAAAGCUGAAGCUAUUCGUAUCCUGGCUGCAGCUCUGACACAACAUAAUGGCGAUGCAGCAGCCUCACUGACUGUGGCUGAACAGUAUGUCAGCGCAUUCUCCAAACUGGCCAAGGACUCCAACACUAUCUUGCUGCCCUCCAACCCCAGCGAUGUCACCAGUAUGGUAGCUCAGGCCAUGGGUGUAUAUGGAGCCCUCACCAAAACUCCAGUGCCAGGGGCCCAGGACUCAGUCUCCAGUGGAAGCAACAGAGAUGUCCGGGGCACAGAUGCAAAUCUUGAUGAGGAGCUUGAUCGAGUCAAGCUGAGUUAAUGGAGCUGGGUUUGGCCAGGGAGGCUGGGGACAGGGAAGCAGCAAUCCCAGUCUCUGACUUUAACCUCUCUACCAAGAUUUUGGUUAUUAUUUUUUUAUUUGAACUUUAAUCAUGUAAUAAACUCACCAGUGGCAAACCAGA